Messenger RNA from Dentiscutata erythropus, 414 nucleotides. The record is from the annotation of a GenBank genome assembly. NCBI's taxonomy places the organism in Eukaryota, Fungi, Glomeromycota, Glomeromycetes, Diversisporales, Gigasporaceae.
UGUAAAAGCAAGUUUGUUAAUCCUCGUACAAAAGAGCAACACUCUUUAACUACUAGCCAACAAUUGUCUCAAACAGAUUUAAAUGAGAUAAGACAACCAGCUCUAUCUAAAGAAUUAAAAAGAGAUGAUAAUGAACUUUUACCUAGCCUUGAUAUAGAUAACUUAUCGUUUUUACCAAAAAAACGCCAACAAACAUCAAGUGCUAAAAUAAAUAUUUUAAAUGCAAAAGAACAAGUUAUCACUUCGGCAGAUGAAAAAGAAUUAGCUAAAGAUAUUCGAUAUAGCAAUAUUAAUGAAUUUGAAAAUUAUUUAGCACCGAACAUUGAUUAUGAAAAUGAAUCUCAACCUAGACUUAGAAUACUAUCUAGUUUUGAUGAUAUAUUAAUUUGGCUAUUAAAAUUUCAAAGUGCCUGA